This is a messenger RNA of Procambarus clarkii (red swamp crayfish), 766 nucleotides long. RefSeq lists its product as uncharacterized. Lineage: Eukaryota; Metazoa; Arthropoda; Malacostraca; Decapoda; Cambaridae. The record is from RefSeq and is a predicted model, not a curated record.
CGCAGAUGGGCAACAGUGAACAGACUCGGUAAACAGUGAAAGACAAAAAGCUAAUGACGACACCUGCAAGAGAGAGAGAUGACUAACUCAGCCGCUAGACAGAAAACCGAUACGGAAAGAUAAAGCGAAGAGAAAGAAAGAGUUUGUGGAAACGGUAGAAUAAGACACAGAAACCACGAGGAAUAAAGAGAAUAAUUGAGAGAGAAAAUGGGUGAAGGCGCGGCUGAAACCUACCACGUCGACGGGUCGUCCGCCCGCGUUGGGAGGAUGGCCGGAGAGAAGUGUGUACUGAGCAGCUCCUGCUGUGGCUGUAGUCUCCGGAGCGGCUCCCUCGCUAUUGGUAUAAUCAGUCUGAUCUUCGGAAUCCUUUAUGGCAUCUUUGGGAUCUACAAUGGUGUCAAAGGUCAUAAAGAGGGCUGGGUCACGUUAGUGGUCAACCUCAUCACCAUCGCCAUAUGCAUCAUACUCAUCCAAGGCAUCAGAAAGGAGAGACGAGGAUGGGUGAUGACGUGGGUCUGGACGACUGGAAUCAUCAUUGCCAUCAACAUUAUCCUGAUAGUGAUUGGGAUCAUCCUUACACUUAACUUCAUAGGUGGAAUUAUAGCCUUAAUCUGCAUGGGAAUUGCAGUCUACUGUGUGUUGGUGGUGCGCUCCUAUGCUCUCUCUCUGGGAUCUGUACCGAGCAUGGCUUAAGUCAGCGCCUGAUCUCUGAUCUUAGCAAUCACAGGAAGGAUUACAACCGUCUUCACGUGUAAAUUGCAACAAA